AUGGAUGAUGACCUAGACUAUGAUUCAGAGAAAGACCUUAUUCAGAGAUCUGAUACGAGUGAGGGAGAGACGGAAUUGGAAGAUGUGCUUAAACAUCUAAAAGAACGGCUUCGCUUCUUUGCCAACACUCAGACCCAGAUCUCGCCAGAUAAUGACAUCUCCAUUGACGUCUCCCUACCAUCGACGUCUCCCUGCCACCAACGUCUCCCCACCACCGACGUCUCCCCAUUACUGACAUCUCUUCACCAUCGACGUCUCCCCGCCACCGACGUCUCCCUGCCACCGACAUCUCCUCACCACCGACGUCUCCCCGCCACCGACGUCUCCCUGCCACCGACAUCUCCUCACCACCGACGUCUCCCCGCCACCGACGUCUCCCUGCCACCGACAUCUCCUCACCACCGACGUCUCCCCGCCACCGACGACUCCCCACCACCGAAGUCUUCCCGCCACCGAUGUCUCCCCACCACCAAGAGUACCUGA
Messenger RNA from Procambarus clarkii (red swamp crayfish), 483 nucleotides. NCBI's taxonomy places the organism in Eukaryota, Metazoa, Arthropoda, Malacostraca, Decapoda, Cambaridae. The record is from RefSeq and is a predicted model, not a curated record.